This is a messenger RNA of Orbicella faveolata, 876 nucleotides long. RefSeq lists its product as uncharacterized. NCBI's taxonomy places the organism in Eukaryota, Metazoa, Cnidaria, Anthozoa, Scleractinia, Merulinidae. The record is from RefSeq and is a predicted model, not a curated record.
ACAAGAUGGCGGCGUUGUCUGUACGUUGUGUUCGCUCAGUAGCGCGAGCUUCGAUUCAAAUCUCGAAAACGGCUUUGUCUACGAAUGGCGUAUCACAAACAAGAAGUAUAUCUUCUGCAGUGGGAAAGUCUAUUCUUAGAGACUGUGGAUUGCUCAAGACAAUAGCAAGAGAUAACAUAACAAGAAAUCUUGCCAGAAGACACACUAGAUUAUCAGCAGCAGUGAAUCAAAUCUUGUUUACUUCUGUUGUGGAUAUAAUAUGUGAAGAGGAAGAAGGAAAUGGGGACGAUGAACUUACCACAGAGCUUGUAACUGAAGAAGAUGAAAUAUUGACAGUCUGUCAAACUCUUCGGAUCUUGUGGAAAAUUUGCUCAAAACUUUGUGAAGCUGAGGGCAAUCUUGGGUUUUAAUUUUGAUCCCAAGAUAUUUAGCAUUGAAAAGGUUUUGUCGUCACUCCACAAUGCCUCCCUUCCAUCAAGUGGUGAUAAAUUUUGGCAUAAUUUCGAAUUAGGCUGUGUUACAGCCACCCUCUCUGAAAGAAAACUCAGAGCCGGCUGUAACACAGGCCUAUUUUGAAUAAGUGCUAUUAUUGGAAGUCGAGUUAAGCAAUUUUAUUUUUUGAUCCCCAUAGGUUUGGUGAUCUUAAACCCGUCAGUGACGGUGGAAAACUGUGAAUCAGAUGACGAUAGUUUGGAGGCAGUUUGUGGAGAUGAUGACGAUACAUUUUCGUGCUGCGAAGAUGCAAUACCUGGUCUCUGAAAUUUAUAACUUGCAAAAAGAACUGUAAAUGGUUGUAAUAGGGUCUGUAAUGGUUUUAGUGCUCUGAAAUGUUGGUCACUGUUUCUUUUUAUUAAUAAACACAUUGUCCUAUUCAUA